Messenger RNA from Eurypyga helias (sunbittern), 2767 nucleotides. RefSeq names its product nucleolar protein 8 (gene NOL8). Gene Ontology annotation, molecular function: RNA binding. The record is from RefSeq and is a predicted model, not a curated record. The annotation marks the transcript as partial. The transcript has 9 exons. NCBI's taxonomy places the organism in Eukaryota, Metazoa, Chordata, Aves, Eurypygiformes, Eurypygidae.
AUGGAGAAGAAACAAGCUGCAAAGCGCUUGUACGUUGGAGGGCUUGGCCAUACGGUUUCUGAGGCCGAACUGCAAGAAAGGUUUGGCAAGUUUGGGCAGGUUUUGGAUGCGGAGAUUAUUACCAGGAAAGAUGAUGAGGGAAACCCCAUGAAAACUUUUGCUUACAUCAGUGUCAGCAUUUCUGAUGCAGAUCUUAAAAAGUGUAUCUCAAUUUUAAAUAAAACAAAAUGGAAAGGGGGGACACUGAAAAUUGAGUUGGCCAAAGAAAGCUUUUUGCACAGGCUCGCCACGGAGAGGGAGGAAGCAAAGCUGCAGAAAGAAAAGCCACAGAGAAAUGACAAAACGUGUCUGGUAGAAUCACUGAAAAAGGCUGGAGUUGUAGACUUUUACAUGAAAGCCGUACCAGGUACAGAGGUGCCAGACCAUAAGAAAUGGGUUGUUGGCAAAUUUGGCAGAGUUUUGCCUGUCCUGCACCUUAAGAGUCAACAAAAAAAUAAAAUUGUGAAAUAUGACCCAUCAAAAUACUGCCAUAACCUCAGAAAGCUGGAGCCAGACUUGACACAUGUAGUUCCCAUAUCCGAGCUCACGUGGCACUUGGAAGGGAGAGAUGACAGCAUAAACAAGAAGCGGCAAGGACAGUUCCCUGUAACUAAGGCACCACCUAAAAAACAGAGGCAGCUGGGCAGUGAGACUCUGACUGAAACAGUAGUUCUGUCUUCAGGAUGCCAGUCGCUUUCAGAAAACAGAGGUUCACCACAGCUAGAUCAAAUAUCAAAAUCCAAGGCCAGUGAGAAGUCUAAAUUGCCUCCAUCAACGAGUCUUAAUAGUAAAAUAUCAGGGAGAGGUUUAUUAUCAGAUAAAAGCAACGUUUCUGGAGUUACAGCUCAAAAUAAUAUGAUUGUUUCUGACAGUGACAUUGAUUCUGAAGAGGAAAUCAGAGCAGUGGUAAAGAAAGAGGUAGAAACACAGAAAGCUGAAAAUACUGAGACUGAAAGUGACCACUUGGAAACUGUUGGGGAUAAUUUUGAAUUAAGAUACAAUAGACACUGGUCCUUAAGCAAUCCACAUGCCAUAAAGAAGGCUACCAAAGGAAGUUACAGAGAGAAGGAGGGUGUGGAAUGCGACAAUGGUUAUGACUCAGCAGAUACAGAUGAGAUUAUUGCUGAAAGUAAAACUCCAUAUCUGUGUAGCAGGAAGAGUGCUGUGUUAAAAGAUUCUAAACAGGUGAAGGUGGAAAAGAAAGAAAUACUAACUAACAAAAAAUGUGAUUUGGUAAAUGGCUCCUCAUUGAAAACUUGCAAUUUAAAAGAAGAAUACAUUGAAAGAAAAGGGAAAAUGAAAAAAUCCCAAAUUGCAGCCUUGCAGACUACAGCAGUUAACAGUGCAACAGAGACAAGUGAUAGUGAAAGCUUUUACUCAGAGCUUGAGAAAGGGGACUCUGAAAUCAGUUCUGAUUAUGAAUCCAUGAUGCAGAACUGUUACCGCUUAGAUCUUACAUUAGAUGACUUAAAAGCACUAGCUACUGGGAACACUGGGAUACCAGUAGCAGAAUCGGAUAGUACAGAGAGUUCUAGUCAGCACAUGGUUGAAGAAAAUCAUAAGGAUAAUGUUGUAAAUAAAACAAAACUUCCUAAAUUUCACCCUGCAGUUAAAAAAAAAUGUAUCUGUCCUCAAGAUGUUCUUGCUGCGAUUUUAGCAGGGGAGGAGGAUGCUGAUGAAGAAGGCUGUAAGGAACAAAACAAUUCGCAUUUGAAAUACCAGCCAUUUAGAGGAAUAGGGUCCCUUUGCAAAAAAGAGUUAACUGAGGACAGGGCUGGUUUGAAAAAGAGGUCUGGAGAAAGUUUAGAGCUUGAAGCUUCCAUUUCUUAUUGUGGGGAGGAGACACCUAAAAGACAGGCUAAGAGCCAUCCAUUGUAUUCGCGUCAAGUCAGCAGUAAAAUGAGACAAAAUACACGUAGUGAACAGCACAAGGAGUUGUCGGAUGCUGCCUCCUUAGCAGGUGAGGGAAAUCAGCCUCUUUCCAAGCCAUGUUUGCAUGGAAAGAACAAGAAUGUGAGCUCUUUGCAAGAUGACCAACACUCAGAGCAUGGAGAUGCUGCUCCUAGUACCGACCAGAGUGAAGAUGAGAGCAGCGGCGUGGAUAGUAAUGCAGCAGUGAUGCAGAAACAUGCUAAACGACAACUGAAAAGCCCAAAACUGCUUUCAAAAAAACUGAAGAGGGAUGUAAGCAAUAAAAAUCCAGAACGCGAAGCUAAUAAAUGUGAGAGUGGGAAGAUGAGCCUUCUGGAAAAUAAGGAGCUUUGUCAUCAUGCUGCUGCUUCAAAGGAACCUAGUACAAAAAAAAAACAGUUGCAGGAUAACCAGAGGAGGCUGGCAGCUCUAGAAGAGAGACAGAAAGAGAGAGAAUUGCAGAAGAAACACAUUCAGGGAGCUCUUUCAAAUCUGGACAGCCAGCCAGCGGGCAAGCAUAAACACAUCCUGUUCAAUUCAGACGUGGAAAGUGAAGCUGAAGGAGAUGAGAUAUUGAAGAAGGAUGCAAGUUUGGGAAAUAUGCGUGAAGAAGAUGAAUCUGCCCCUAAAACUUCGAGCAGACUAUUUGAAAGCAGUGAGGAUGAGCAAGACGAUACAGAUGAUGAGAGAUUUAAAAUCAAGCCCCAGUUUGAAGGCAAAGCUGGUGAAAAACUGUUGCAUUUGCAAUCACGAUUUGGCACAGAUGAAAGAUUUCGCAUGGAUGCUCGAUUCCUUGAAAGUGACAGUGAGGAAGAAG